Messenger RNA from Drosophila persimilis, 1462 nucleotides. RefSeq names its product G surface protein, allelic form 168. The record is from RefSeq and is a predicted model, not a curated record. Bases 68 to 1339 code for a protein of 423 amino acids. The transcript has 5 exons. NCBI's taxonomy places the organism in Eukaryota, Metazoa, Arthropoda, Insecta, Diptera, Drosophilidae.
AAUUGGUCGAGGCAAGCACAACACCCGAUCGGAUCGCUAUACCAAAACUAAAAGAAAAAGAAUAACCAUGGGUAGUCAUACACUUUUCACCGCUCUGAUAGUGGCCGCCCUCGGUCUCAGCCAGCUGGACAGCUGUCUGGCCAUACAGUGCUAUAACUGCACAUCAACUGACAAUGGUGAAAAUUGCCUCAAAAAUCCCGCAAGUUUUUCUACCGUGGACUGCACAACUGAUUGUUUUACUUCUGCAGAGCCUGGAAACAUAACUCGCGGCUGCCUUUCCGGUGACGCCAACUGCAGUGGUUUCAAUUGCAAUAGUUGCAACAGCGACAAGUGCAACACGAACCUCGUUUGCCAGCAAUGCCUGGGCCUGGCCGAGUGCGGUUCAUCGAAUGUGACAGACUCCAAAUACAAUGUGGUCUGCGGAUCGACGGAUCAGUUCUGUGUCAAUCAGGUGAACGAAAACCAGACGGUGACGCGCCAGUGCGGCUCUGCCUGUGCCACCGAUGCCAAGCCGGACACCUGUUCAUCCUGCAAUACGGCCCUCUGCAACGAGGGCAUGUACCCAACGACACGCCUCCAGUGCUACAGCUGCACAGGCGAGACCUGUAACACACCUGCCAUCACCUCGCUGACUGCCUGUGAACUUGUCAGCGCUCAGUGCUACAUGACCGGAACGAGCGCCACUGCCAUGCAACGUGGCUGCACCUCGGAUGCAGGGGCCAAGUGCCAGGUGGGCAGCACGGAUACGAGCUGCGUCAUUUGCAACACGACGAGCUGCAACAAUCUGGCCUACGAACGGGAUGCCGGUACCUGCAUCGAGUGCACCAAUUGUGCCGCGGAACAGAAUACUACCAUUGCCAAAUCCUGUGGCAAACUCACCUACAACCAGGAGGAUCUCGGCUGCUACACCUUAAACAAUGGCACUGUGACGCGUGGUUGUCUCACCGCCGAGCAGGGAGCCUGCACCACGGAGAACAGCUGCAAAAAAUGUUCGGAGGCGAACUGCAAUGUGGCUGCCGAGGCCGUUGAGUUCCAGUGUGCGAUGUGCAACACUCUCACCGAUGCCAAGUGCCAGGCCGGCGUUGAUGCUCCUUUAACAGCUUGCACCUCCAACAAUUGCUUCUACGGAUAUUGGAAUGGAGCCGGUAUACGCGGCUGCUUCGAUCAGGCCAGCGAACUGAUGCAGUACCAAUGUGUUAACGAGAAGAGCCACGAAUGCGUGCAGUGCACGACGUCCCUUUGCAAUAAGGUGCCCUUCUCCGGAGCAGACACCCUCAAAAAGCUGAGUGUGGGUCUCCUUGUGGGGCUCGUUCUGGCCCUUCGAUACACCCUAAACUAAUCACGGCGCUUGGCCUAUGAGUAAGGCGUACCCCCAAAGGAAAACGUAAAAUAAUUAUGAUAAUAGUUAGGAAUAUUUGUCUUAUCACAAAUAAAAGUCUUGUACAUAAUGUAUACCAAAUUA